Molecule: messenger RNA, 3091 nt
Organism: Aplysia californica (California sea hare)
Lineage: Eukaryota; Metazoa; Mollusca; Gastropoda; Aplysiida; Aplysiidae
Exons: 2
Coding region: 693-2606 (637 amino acids)
Source: RefSeq, a predicted model, not a curated record
UAGUUCCCCACACAUCCCACCACACCCCACUACCAGCACAUUCUCGUGUUGCAACUGUCGACAAACUUUGCAACUGUCGACAAACAAAUCUCUGUUUAAUCAACCGGAGACGAAAAAAAAAUUCAACAGCAUAUUAGCGAGCAAAUUUAGGAAGCUUGAUUACUCUCGUUGAUUAGAUUUCUUUGAUUAAAAUAAAUGAACACGAUAGUUGAUAGUCUCCUGUGUUGAUCUUCGAGAUAACAAAAAAUAGAAACUCAUUGAAUUGAUGAAAGUGGAUGUUUUUUUGUAGAAUCAACUGUUCAAAAAGCAGCGAAAGUCCUGGUAUAGUUUUGUCAAGCUUUGGAACAUUGAUAUUAAUUUUCUGACCUGGGAUGAGAGGCGUACUGUGAAGAACUUCACUGAGCAAAUAGGCCCAAAAGUGACGUAACAACAAACGAAAACGAUACGAAAAGGGAAAAAAAAGAACAACUGUGAAAAUAGAAAGAUAAACAAGGAGGGGGCGCUUUCGACCACAGAAAACAGCCUAGCCCCCCGGAGGAAACAUGAGGCGAUGAUUGUGUCGGUAUAAAAGGACGUGUCAAUUGUGUCCCCUCUCCCCCUGUCCUUCCUUCCACUGACCGGCUCACUCACUCACGGGCGGCCCACUGUGUGCACGUACAUCUCGCUCACGCACACACGUAUCUACCGACAGCAUGCUGCUCACCCUUGUGUUCCUCACCUGUCUCGCCUGUGUCCCCCUUCACGGUGCUCCUGUCCUCAAGACGGAGAGAGCCGCAGCGCUCCCUGGCGGUGACACAUCCUUGUCUCACGCAGCCACAACAUCCUCUCCCUCUGUGCUGGCAGUCCCGGAGUCGUCUGUGCAGGGUGGAGACUCGAACCUUGAACCUUUUGAACAGUCCCUGUCUUCGGCCAUAAACAAGGACGACAGUAAUAAAGAUCAUUAUGAUGAUGAUGACGACGAUGACGAUGAGGAUGCAUUUCUCGUUGACGCGCAUGAUCCUGAAGGCACGGAUUUCUCAUACUCACAUUCGCCAUCUAGUCUUGAGGCUGAUAGAUCUUUGGCAGAAACAUCUUCAUCACCUGAUACAGAUUGGGGAAAUCCCUCAGAUUACGGACUCGCUACCUCUGGUGCAGAGACAGUCGCUAGACAACACAGCACGUCACACUUCUCGUGGGACCCGAAAAAUGAAAUGCAGUCUCGAGGACGAGCGAGGGCAAACUUCCCGGACCUUUCUCGAAGCCACGGCGCCAGUCUGAGAGCGGGGCGGGGCUCGGUGGUUCAGCUGGCCGCCUCAGAUACACACCGCGGGGGGCCGACUAGGUCUGAGUCCAGGGCCGGAGCUCUGAGAGCCCAGCUCGGUUCCCACCACCUGAGAAAGCGAAGCUUCGACUCCAUCGCUCACAGCCCGGGUGUGGCUGGUCUAGAGCAGAACUUCCUGGGUCAUGUGACGACCAGAGCCAGGCAGCGCAUGCCCGCGUACAACCAUCUCGUCGCCGGGUUCUACAAUCCCAUCUGGAAGAGGCGGGCAGACGUCAGUGAAGGCGAGGACAGCGGGGAAAUGUAUACAGAUUGGGCGGACGAUUUCAAAGAGCAGGACGAAGAUAGAGAAGACAAAAACAACACCCCAGAGGAAAACGGUGAUAAAAAUCUCGGACUUGUUCAAGAAGGCGAAGACGAAGAAAACGGAAGUGAUCAGACAAAUCCCGCUGUUUAUUCUGGACAUUUCAGACACGGACAUAAUCAGCGCCCUGACCUUGACUCCGUUUCGCAAAUAGAUCUGGAUUUUCCCGAUGUCCGCACAAGUGAACGGCAACUGUCUGGCUUCCCCCACUCUCUCAGAGAUAUCUUCCCCGGUCUAGAAGAAUCUGCCAUCCUUAAUAGAAACGCUGGUUCAUUGCGAAACAUUCUGACAAAGCGUCAAUUGGAUUCUAUUUCCCGAAGCCCCAUAGGAGGUAUGGAACAAAACUUUUUGGACAAACGUCGGGGGGAAAUGACCGUUGGGCAGUUCGUGGACAUUCUUCGUGACGUGCUCCGGAACUAUGGCGCCCUCCCCAGAGACUGGACGGCGCCCCGGGCGAGACUGGGCCCCAGCUACCCCGGGAAGAGGGGCUUCGACUCCAUCAAUGACGGGACGUUUCACGGGAUGGAGCAAAACUUUUUGCCCAAGAGAGUCCGGCCACCAUACCUGACCUACGGUGACGUCAUCAGAAUGACCAGACCAUUUGCUGCGGGGACGAGUUAUUUCGGAUCACGCCUGGGUCGACCUGCGUACACUGGGGCUGUCUGGCCCGAUCAUCUGAAACAACUUUCAGCAAACCGGCGGUUAAACGAAGUAUGGAAAGAGCUAUCGCCUACGAACAAAUUUGUCCAUACUCAAAGACCUACAAAUUGGAAAGGCCGUCAACAAAAGCGUACCUUUGAUUCCAUCGGCGAGGGAAACAUGCAAGGAAUGGAGCAGAACUUUCUCUCCAAGCGGACAUUUGACUCGAUAUCGCGGAGCCUGUUCCACGGAAUUGAGCAAAACUAUCUCGGUGACAAGAGAGCGUACGGUUCCUUCAACGACCAGGGUUUUCUCGGGAUGGGUCGGAACUUGUUCUCAGGCUGACUCGCCACAAGUCUCCUAGUCCAACGUUUACAGUUGACACGGGGCCGAGAAAUGAAGAUGGAUUUUCUUUUACUUUUAUAAGGCUUCACUUCGUGGACAUUUGUGCAGUCACAAGAAAACGAAUACGUCAAUUUCGAUGGAAUUUUAGACUUGGUCAAUUCAUAAAAGAUUGUUUACUUCAGUGCAAAUAUCUAACUUUGUUCUUAGCUUUUGUUCUUCGGGAUUCGCCGUUUUUGUUUCAUUUGAACAAACCCAAAAAUUAGGAUUUGUACUUACCUCAUUUUUUGUGUGACCGUUUUUCCAAACAAAUCUAAAUUUUUACAACUCAGGAUUUUCUAAAAAUCUGCUCACUCGAGUAAAUUUCUGUCCGUCUUAUUAGUUCUCCGGUUUAUAUAGCCAACACGCUUUUUGUCACCAAGGGAAAACAGCAGAGAGAGAAAAAACAAGAUAAUGUUUCAACAGUUUAAAAAAAUGAAUAAAAUAAA